GGGCGCGCUCCUCGGCUCCCUGGUUUGUUUACACUCCCGCACCCGCACGCAGCAGACUCUUUCUUCACAGCUCACCAGACUCUGAUCAAAUAACCUGUCUGCUGCCACCACCUGCAGGGUAUUAAAGGGCAGCCCCACUAGCCGCCAUGGAUGAACCAGCCAGAAUCCGAAGGUUGGAUGAGACAGUUGUGAAUCGCAUUGCUGCCGGGGAGGUUGUGCAGCGGCCGGCCAACGCACUCAAAGAAAUGAUUGAAAACUGCCUGGACGCCAAAUCUACGAACAUCCAGGUAACCGUUAACGAAGGCGGCCUUAAAUGUAUGCAGAUAUUGGACAACGGCACAGGCAUCAGGAAGGAGGACAUGGAGAUUGUGUGUGAGCGUUUCACCACCAGUAAGCUUCAGGAGUUCUCGGACCUGACCUCCCUCACCACCUACGGGUUCAGGGGGGAAGCGCUGGCCUCCAUCAGUCAUGUUGCCCACCUGGCCAUCACCACCAAGACUGCCGACUCAAAGUGUGCCUGGAGGGCCAGCUACAUUGACGGCAAGCUCUCCGGCAAACCCAAACCAGUGGCAGGCAACCAGGGCACCCAAAUAACAGUGGAGGACCUGUUUUACAAUGUGCCAGUGAGGAGGAAGGCCCUACGCAGCCCGGCGGAGGAGCAUGGCAGGGUGUUUGAGGUUGUCAGCCGGUACGCAAUCCACAAUGCAAACGUCGGAUUCACACUGAGGAAACAGGGGCAGCAGAAUGUGGAAUUUCGCACUCCGCCUCACUCCACCCCCUGCGACAACAUCCGGUCAGUCUUCGGCCCGGCAGUGGCGAGGGAGCUGCUGGAGGUGGAUUUUGUGGAUGAUAAGUUGAAGUUUUGCUGUAAGGGUUUGGUGAGCAACGCGAAUUACUCUGUGAAGAAGUGCACCUUUUUGCUCUUCAUUAAUCAUCGGCUGGUGGAUUCGACAGCCCUGAGGAAGGCACUGGAGACCAUGUAUGCUGCGUACCUCCCCAAGGCUGGCCACCCGUUCAUCUACCUGUCUCUGGAAGUCGACCCAUCAACCCUGGACGUGAAUGUACAUCCGACAAAGCACGAGGUCUUUUUUCUGCACCAGGACGAGAUUAUAGAGAGCGUGCAGAAGGCUUGUGAGGCGAGGCUGCUUGGUGCUAAUGAGUCACGCACCUUCUAUACCCAGGGCCUUCUCCCCGGGGCUGCGUCUGUGCGUCCCCCCUCCUCCAAGGCAGUGGGGGGUGAGGAGGGGGGGGAGAAGGACAAGAGGGAUGCCAGCAGCAAGCCAUACGCACAUGAACUUGUACGCACGGACUCACGCACACAGAAAAUGGAUAAGUUUUUGACUGGGUCUGGAGAGAAGAACGGAGAGGCGGAGAGAAAGGAGGAGGAAGAAGGGGAGGGAAAAACAAGUGCAUCUACAGAACAACAUAACAGGCGCGACAUACAGCUGACCUCCGUGCUGACCCUGCGGCAGGAGUUUGAGGGCAACACACACUCAGGCCUCCUGGAGUCAGUUCGCGACCUGACCUUCGUGGGCUGCGUGAACCGGCAGUACGCACUUGUCCAGCACGCACGCACUCUCUUCCUGGUGAACACGUGCUGGCUCAGUGAGGAGCUCUUCUAUCAAGUAGCGCUGAACGAUUUUGGAAACUUUGGAAUCCUCAAACUUUCGAGCCCAGUAGACAUCAGCGAACUUGCCCUCAUAGCCCUGGAGCAGCCGGACAGUGGGUGGAGUGAGGGGGACGGUGCCAAGGAGGACCUGGCCAGCUACAUCAAAACCCUGCUGGUGUCCAAGGCUGAGAUGCUGCAGGAAUAUUUCAGCAUGGAGAUAGACAGCGAAGGGAGGCUCUGCACGCUGCCAUACCUCCUGGACCAGUACGUGCCAGACAUGGAGGGGCUGCCAAUGUUUGUUCUGCGGCUUGGGGCAGAGGUGGAGUGGGGCGACGAGAAGGAAUGCUUUGACACCUUCGCGCGGGAGCUGGCAAGAUUCUAUGCUGUCAAGCCGAAGAACACAGACGAAGAAGAAGAGGAGGAGGAGGAAGAGGAAGAGAAGAAAGACACAAACGAAAACGAUAACAAAGAAGGAAAAGACGAAGAAAAAGAAGCAAACAAAGCACAUGAGGAAGGAAAAGAAGAGGAAGAAAACGAGAAACGGGGCGAUAAAAAGGAAAAGGAGGAAGAGAAGAAGAAUAAGAAAGGAGGAGGAAGCGGAGGGGAAGGGAGAGGGUGGAAGUGGGACAUAGAGCAUUUGAUAUACCCAGCGGCCAGGAAAAAGCUACACCCUCCGCGCCAUUUUGCUCAAGACACCACCUUCCUCCAGAUUGCCAACCUGACCGAGCUGUACCGGGUGUUUGAACGCUGCUAGAGAGAGAGAGAGAGAGAGAGAGAGAGAGAGAGAGAGAGAGGAUAAUGAUAAAAAAAAAAAGUAGGAAAUCCAUGAAUAGUAAAAAAAUAGCAAUGAUAAUAGUGAUGCACAUACAAAAUAUAAGCAAAUAACUGAAUUAUAUAAUGAUAAUGAUAAUGAUAAUAAUAAUAAUAAUAAUAAUAAUAGUAAUAAUCAACACCAUACUAGCAUCACUACAUAGAAUAUUGAAUACACAACUUCACUAUGAACAAUUCCAAAAUGAAAGAGUGAAAAGAAAAAGCACUAUAUUUUUCACGUAUUAGGAAGAUAAGUUGUAGAGAGAAAGUCUAUUUUUUCACGCCAUUUCUCACUUAAGAUUAUUUUUGUAUAUAUUUAUUUUAUUUUCAAAGAAGUGACAUUUUAAUUUCGUCUCGUUUCUAAUUAUUUCAUUUUUAUUUAAGUUUUAUGUGCGUCUUCACCUUUCACGAGCAAAUACAUUGAAAAAUCACC
Messenger RNA from Scylla paramamosain (green mud crab), 2852 nucleotides. RefSeq names its product DNA mismatch repair protein Mlh1-like (gene Mlh1). Gene Ontology annotation, biological process: mismatch repair. Gene Ontology annotation, cellular component: MutLalpha complex. The transcript has 14 exons. The coding region runs from base 147 to 2363 and encodes 738 amino acids. NCBI's taxonomy places the organism in Eukaryota, Metazoa, Arthropoda, Malacostraca, Decapoda, Portunidae. Gene Ontology annotation, molecular function: mismatched DNA binding; ATP binding; ATP hydrolysis activity. The record is from RefSeq and is a predicted model, not a curated record.